Messenger RNA from Lathyrus oleraceus (garden pea), 1109 nucleotides. RefSeq lists its product with no specific name. The transcript is spliced from 3 exons. The coding region runs from base 103 to 906 and encodes 267 amino acids. Lineage: Eukaryota; Viridiplantae; Streptophyta; Magnoliopsida; Fabales; Fabaceae. The record is from RefSeq and is a predicted model, not a curated record.
UAUAAAGGGACCCAACAAUUCACUAUAUAUAUUGGACACUUGAAGCUGUCCUUCAACCUCAUAGACACACUUACAACUUCUGCAAUUACCACAAUAGCUUAAAUGGAGUUCAAACAAUUAUCUUGUUUAGUUCUAAUAUUUUUGACUUUUGUAGAAAUUGAUGCACUGCAAUCCGACGAAGAAUAUUGGAAAUCUGUUUGGCCAAACACUCCUAUCCCGAAUAUUCUCUCGGGCAUAUUUAUCCCUGAUAAAGAAACUAAUGUACCUAUUAGAGGUAACGAUGAGGACCAAGAUUGGACAGCUUUUUUCCAACAUGAUCUUUAUCCGGGAAAGAAAAUCAGUUUAGGCUUCCACAAGAAUUCUAAUCGGCAAUCGUUACGAUCAAAGGCAGGUCAACCUUUGGGGACAUGGAUAUGGAGUGAAACACAUAGUCUUAGGAGCUAUUGUACAAACCCAGCAGCUAUUGGAGAAGAGAAGUAUUGCGCGCCGUCUUUAAAAUCAAUGAUGCAUUUUGCCAUUUCAAAGCUUGGAAAAAAUAUUAAGGUGAUUUCGAGUUCUUUUGCCGAAAAUCAAGAUCAAUAUGUUGUAGAAGAAGUAAAGAAAAUCGGAGAUGAUACAGUGAUGUGUCAUAGGUUGAAUUUAGAAAAAGUUGUAUUUUAUUGUCACCAAGUCAAUGCAACGUCGGCUUAUAUGGUUCCGUUGGUGGCGUCUGAUGGAACUAAAGCGAAAGCAUUGACGAUCUGUCACCAUGACACAAGAGGUAUGGAUCCUAAGAUGGUUUAUGAAGUUCUAAAAGUUAAACCCGGAGGGACUCCGAUUUGCCAUUUUGUUAGUAAUAAGGCUAUUGCUUGGGUACCUGAUCACGAUGGAAGUGAACUUAAUGAUAACCAUCCUUGUGUUAUAUAGGAUCUUCUCCUUUGAGGGUCCCUAAUGUUAAAAUUGGGUUUGUGUUGUGUUCAAGAAUAGAAAAUAAAAUUACGUGAAAAUAAUAUAUCUUAUAUAUAAAGUAUCGUCCAUGUAAUAUGUCUUGUAAUCGUUGAUAUCAUUCUAUCACAAUAGAUUAUGUAUGUUUGAAAUUAGUAAUAUGAAAAAUGUAGUGUUUUAUAUCA